Cyprinodon tularosa is the source of this 996-nucleotide messenger RNA. Its product is annotated as CD209 antigen-like protein E. Lineage: Eukaryota; Metazoa; Chordata; Actinopteri; Cyprinodontiformes; Cyprinodontidae. The transcript is spliced from 7 exons. The record is from RefSeq and is a predicted model, not a curated record. The coding region runs from base 63 to 833 and encodes 256 amino acids.
GGUAUUUAAAGGCUGACAGCCCCCUCUGAGCUACAGUUCUCCGUCAGAUUCACAGCAGGAACAUGACAGAUGUGGACAUAACAUUUACUAAUGAGAACGCUGAAAAAUCUGUGCCGAAAGAUGCAGUUUCUCCAUCAGAUGAAAUCACUUACUCGGAAGUCACAUUUAAAAAGAAAAUACAGCCAGCCAAUGUUCAACAAGCUGGAAGGACCAGGAAGUCCAAGGUUUCUCCAGAGCAGCUGGUCCUGCUGGUCAUCAUCUCUCUCUUGGCAGCUGCUGUUUUUGCUUUGGGAGUUACUGUCUUUUAUCUAAUGAACAAUGAGGUUCUUCACACCCUGAACAAGGAGAAUGAAGAUCUGAGGAGAAAUCUCUCAGAUGAAACGUGUCUGAAGUGUGAAGCAGCCUGGGAGCUACAUGGAGUGAACUGUUAUUAUUUCUCUAACAAUAACUCCACCUGGAAUGAGAGCAGAGAUUCCUGCAUAGGUCAGGGAGGAGACCUGGUGAAGAUCGACAGCAGAGAGGAGCAGAUGUUCCUGGAGAGGAAAAUAAUAGAGAAAAUGACAAAUAAGGACGAUUCGUUCUGGAUUGGACUGACGGACUCAGAGACAGAAGGCAGCUGGGUUUGGGUGGACGGAUCUCCACUGAACAAAAGUUUGAGUUUUUGGGGAGGAAGCGACCCUGAUGGUAAGGGUGGAGGACCAGAAUCAGAGGUGGACUGUGUGAGAACAUUGAAGAUAGGAAACUUUAUCAAGUGGUUCGAUAGAUAUUGUAAAGAUAGACUGAGAAGGAUUUGUGAGAAAACAGCAGAAUCUAAGCUGUGUUUGUGUUUCUGAGGUUCGCUCCAGAAAAAAGCCUCUGAUCUCUGAACAGAAACACAUUUGAUCACGCAUUUAACAUCUUUAAGUUCUUUGACAGAAAUAAGAAAAAUACAAUAAUUUGUUCCAACAGUAAUAAUCAAUAAAAGGUAAGUCCAGAAAAUGGGCUUGGAUCUCUAAA